Dreissena polymorpha is the source of this 1738-nucleotide messenger RNA. Its product is annotated as 26S proteasome non-ATPase regulatory subunit 1-like. The record is from RefSeq and is a predicted model, not a curated record. The coding region runs from base 16 to 1143 and encodes 375 amino acids. Gene Ontology annotation, biological process: proteasome-mediated ubiquitin-dependent protein catabolic process. The transcript has 8 exons. Gene Ontology annotation, cellular component: nucleus; proteasome storage granule; proteasome regulatory particle, base subcomplex. NCBI's taxonomy places the organism in Eukaryota, Metazoa, Mollusca, Bivalvia, Myida, Dreissenidae.
AAAAAGUGUUAAAACAUGAAAAAUCUCAUUAAAAAAAUAAACAACAACAGCAGAGGCUAUGAUCACUUAUAUUGUACUUCCAGGACUCCCGAGCAGUGCCCCAGUGUUGUCUCCCUUCUGUCUGAGAGCUACAACCCCCAUGUGAGGUUUGGAGCUGCUAUGGCGCUGGGGAUUGCCUGUGCAGGCACCGGACUCAAGGAGGCAAUCAGUCUUAUCGAACCCAUGACCAAUGACCCUGUGAACUACGUCCGCCAGGGGGCGCUGAUAGCCUCAGCCAUGAUCCUUGUCCAGCAGAACGAUGUCACAUGUCCCAAGUCGAGUCAUUUCCGCCAGAUGUACAGCAAGAUCAUCAGUGACAAGCAUGAUGACAUCAUAGCCAAGUUUGGGGCCAUCCUUGCACAAGGCAUUCUGGAUGCAGGAGGCCGUAACAUGACAAUAUCCCUGCAGUCACGCACAGGUCACAGCAACCUGGAGGCCAUUGUGGGCAUACUGGUGUUCUCCCAGUUCUGGUUCUGGUACCCGCUGACCCACUUCCUGUGCCUCGCCUUCACCCCCACCUGCACCAUUGGGCUCAACUCGGACCUUAAGAUGCCCAAGUUGGAGCUGAAGUCCAACGCGAGGCCAUCCAUGUUUGCCUACCCUCCAAACAUGGAGGAGAAAAAGGAGAACAAGAAGGACAAAGUAGAGACCGCCAUCUUGUCCAUCACGGCCAAACAGAAGAAAAAAGAGGCAGAAAAGAAGAAAGAAGAAGAAAAGAUGGAUGUGGACGAGAAGCCAGACAUCAGAACAGAAAAGAAGGGAGACAAAUCCGCCGACAAGGGAGAGAAAUCCAGUGGUGAGAAGGAGACAGAGGAGGAAGGGAAGAAGGAAGAAGAGAAAAAGAAGGAACCCGAGCCCAACUUUGAGAUGCUGAACAAUCCAGCUCGUACCAUGCUGGCACAGCUGAAAGUCCUGUCAAUGACUGAGGGAAGUCGCUACCAGCCCCUCAAAGACAUCUCCAAUGGAGGUAUCAUCGUCUUGGGGGACAUUAAGCAGGGGGAGAAAGAGGAGAUUGUGGAACCUGUGGCUGCUGGUGGCCCCAAGAUAGAGGAUGAGGAGGAGGAGCCUGAACCCCCGGAGCCCUUUGAGUGGACUGAGGACUAAACUGGCCACACCCCCUGUGGGUCACAGGACCUUUACAGUGUGUCAACGUCUGUCAGUCCAACCUUCAUAGAACCUGUUCACUGUAGAAACUUAAAAGCUUUGAAUGUUUUUGUUAUUGAAACUUUAUAAGAGCAUAAUGAAACUAAACCUUCAUAGACCCUGUUGUUAUAUAGAGACUUAAAUGCGUAGAGACCAGCUCUGAAUGUUGUUGGUUUUGUCACUUUGUAACAUCAUAAUGAAACAUGAAAUGAAAUUAGUGACUUGUGUGUUCAAAUAUUUUCUAUAGACAUGUUUUGUUAACUUAGUAGCAUGUUGUUUUGUGUUUCUAUUUAUAGUUUUUAAACAUUAGUAAACAAAAUGAUAUAUAAAUAUACAUUAGAAAAGAACAUAACAUUAACUAAAAACAAUUUUUGUGUUGAUUAAUGAAUAUUGUCAUAACAUCAAUGAUAUAUGUAUAUUUCUUAGCUUUUCUUGACUUUUCAAGAUGUAUAAGCUCUGCUCUACAAUUUAUGACAAAAAAUAUCCUUUUAAGAUAAAAAUAAUAAUGAAUGUUCAAAUAUUUUAAAAGAAAGGAAUAAACAAGUACAAACAUCAA